This is a messenger RNA of Leucoraja erinaceus (little skate), 5038 nucleotides long. It is a transcript of the gene pde9ab, whose product is annotated as phosphodiesterase 9ab. The transcript has 19 exons. Gene Ontology annotation, biological process: cGMP catabolic process. Gene Ontology annotation, molecular function: 3',5'-cyclic-GMP phosphodiesterase activity. NCBI's taxonomy places the organism in Eukaryota, Metazoa, Chordata, Chondrichthyes, Rajiformes, Rajidae. Bases 2228 to 3706 code for a protein of 492 amino acids. The record is from RefSeq and is a predicted model, not a curated record.
CAAAGUUGACUGGAAAGGGACCCUAGCAGGGAUGACGGUGGAACAGCAAUGGCAGGUAUUUCUGGGAAUAAUCCAGAAGAUGCAGGAUCAUUUCAUUCCAAAGAGGAAGAACGAUUCUAUGGGGAGUAAGAGGUGACCGUGGCUGACAAGGGAAGUCAAGGACAGUAUAUAAAAAUAAAAGAGAAGGAGUAUAAUAUUGCAAAGAUGAGCGGGAAGCCAGAGGAUUGGGCACCUUUUAAAGAUCAACAGAAAGCAGGGAAUUAUGGAACAGUUAGCCUGAAGUCGGUGGUGGGGAAGAUGCUGGAGUCGAUUAUUAAAGAUGUAAUAGCGGCGCAUUUGGAUAGCAGUAACAGGAUAGAACCAAGUCAGCAUGGAUUUACAAAGGGGAAAUCGUGCUUGACUAAUCUACUGGAAUUUUUUGAGGAUGUAACAAUUAAAAUGGACAAGGGAGAGCCAGAGGAUGUAGUGUAUCUGGACUUUCAGAAAGCCUUUGAUAAGGUCCCACACGGGUGAAUAGUGGGCAAAAUUAGAGCACAUGGUAUUGGGGGUAGGGUAUUGACAUGGAUAGAAAUUUGGUUGGCAGACAGGAAACAAAGAGUAGGGAUUAACGGAUCCCUUUCAGAAUGGCAGGCAGUGAGUAGUGGGAUGCUGCAAGGCUCGGUGCUGAGACCACAACUAUUUACAAUUAAUGACUUAGAUGAAGGAAUUAAAAGUAACAUUUGCAAAUUUGCAGAUGACACAAAGCUGGGUGGCAGUGUGAACUGUGAAGAGGAUGCUAUGAGGAUGCAGGGUGACUUGGACAGGUUGGGUGAGUGGGCAGAUGCAUGGCCGAUGCAGUAUAAUGUGGAUAAAUGAGGUUAUCCACUUUGGUGGCAAGAACAGGAAAGCAGAUUAAUAUCUGAAUGGUGUCAGGUUAGGAAAAGGGGAAGUACAACUAGACCUGGGUGACUUUGUACAUCAGUCACUGAAAGUAAGCAUGCAGGUACAGCAGGCAGUGAAGAAAGCUAAUGGCAUGUUGGCCUUCAUAACGAGAGGAGUUGAGUAUAGGAGCAAAGAGGUCCUUUUGCAGUUGUACAGGGCCCUGGUAAGACCACACUUGGAGUAUUGUGUGCAGUUUUGGUCUCCUAAUUUGAGGAAGGACAUUUUUACUAUUGAGGGAGUGCAUGAGGUUAAUUCCCAGAUUGGCGGGACUGUCAUAUGAUGAAAGAAUGGAGUAACUGGACUUAUAUUCGCUUGAAUUUAGAAGGAUGAGAAGGGAUCUUAUAGAAACAUAUAAAAUUAUUAAGGGAUUGAACAUGCUAGAUGCAGGAAACAUGUUCCUGAUGUUGGGGGAGUCCAGAUCCAGGGGCCACAGUUUAAGAAUAUGGGGUAGGCAAUUUUGAACUGAGAUGAGGAAAGAUAUUUUCACCCAGAGGGCUGUGAAUUGUGAAAUUCUAUGCCUCAGAAGGCAGUGGAGGCCGAUUCACUGGAUGCAUUCAAAAGAGAGUUAGAUAGAGCUCUUAGGGCUAGCGGAAUCAAGGGAUAUGGGGAGAAAGCAGGAACGGGGUACUGAUUGAGGAUGAUCAGCCAUGAUCAUGUUGAAUGGCGUUGCUGGCUCGAAGGGCCGAAUGGCCUAAUCCUGCACCUAUUGUCUAUGCAUCUAUGUUUUAGUCAACACUGCUGUUCUUCAUAAAAUCCACCAAUUUAGAUUAAAAAUAGUACAAAAUCACCAAUCAAAUAAAGAGUGAAAAUCUUGCUCAAAAUAUCCUCCCAAUUUCCUAAUUUAAAUUGUCGUCUUUUGGAGACAUGUCCUUAAUUUGGUUCUAUGUUAAUGAGGCCAGUAAUUAACAGAACCCGUGGUGAUAGGAAUUUCAAGAUGCAGUUAAUGGCUGUUUAUUAAUCAGUUGGAAUCACUUUGGUUUGCCAAGGCAACAAUACCCAGCUGGAGACAGAUUGGUAGAUCGCAGCCUUUUAGCCUCCUGCAUUUCAGUCGCACCUGUUUGAGUUUGCUGGGUCACAGGAGGGGCUCUGAGGGCUGACAGUCGCACCGUUGCUCCCGUUUCUGCUAUACCUGACGUUCUCCAGCCGAGUCAACAGGAAAUGGGAUCAGCCUCCUCCUCUGGCAAUGUAUCAAAGAUUAUCUACUUGGAGAAAAACAAUGUUUCACGCAAGGUAAUAUCUUCAUUCUGUAGCUUGUUGCUAUCAUUUGAGGGUGAAAAUUGAUUCGGAGGCACAUUUUGUUUAGGUUAUGUUCAGCAGACACUGCAGACCGAGUGAUAUUAAGGAGCUUCUCUGCACAACUGUUGGACUCAACAGAGACACCUUGAUUAUGCUCAUGGAUCAAGAUGAUGCUAUUAUAUCCAUUGACCCAACUAUGCCAUCUAACACACCAAGCUCACCUUACAGAGUGGUUCCUCUCAGCGCUGGACAGCUUGCAGAAGAAGAAGACUUACUGCAGAAUGUUCUGACCCAAGUGGCUGACCAGUUUUCAAGAAUUUUUAAAGUCAAUGACCUGAAAACUGAGAUCUCAAGCAGGUUGGCGGCUUUGGAGAAGAGAGUUGAACUGGAAGGAUUAAAGGUGGUGGAGAUAGAGAAAUGUAAGAAUGAUUUGAAGAUACUUAAAGAUGAACUGUCCUUGGGAAACAGGUCAAACACACCUUGCAAACACACCAUCAUGGAAGACCCAAGGAAGCUGACCCCACAACGUGAUGUCCCCAAGUAUCCUAAGUAUACACUGUCCCAGGAGACCAUCGACGCACUGAAGAAGCCAACGUUUGAUGUGUGGCACUGGGAGUACAAUGAGAUGCUCAGUUGCCUUGAGUACAUGUUCCAUGACCUUGGACUGGUGGAAGAGUUUAACAUGAACCCCAUCAUACUGAAACGUUGGCUGCUCAGCAUUCAGGAGAACUACAGAAACAACCCAUUCCACAACUUCCGACACUGCUUCUGUGUGACUCAGAUGAUGUACGGUAUGAUCCAUCUGUGUGAGUUACAGGAGAGAGUGACUCCAACAGAUCUGGUGAUUUUAAUGACUGGAGCUAUUUGUCAUGAUCUGGAUCACCCUGGCUACAACAAUGCGUAUCAGAUCAACGCCCGCACUGACCUUGCUGUCCGAUACAAUGACAUUUCCCCACUGGAGAAUCAUCACUGUGCUGUCGCCUUCCAGAUUCUUUCCCAGCCCGAAUGUAACAUCUUCGCCAAUGUGAAUCUGGAUGCCUUUAAACAGAUCAGACAGGGAAUUAUUACACUUAUUCUAGCAACUGACAUGGCUCGGCACGGAGAGAUACUGGAUAAGUUCAAGCCAAAGGUUGAAACUUUUGAUUUCUCGAAUGAAGAACAUAAAAUUAGUCUGAAAAUGCUCCUUAUUAAAUGCUGCGAUAUUUCCAAUGAAGUGCGGCCAACAGAGGUGGCAGACCCUUGGGUUGACUGCUUGCUUGAAGAGUACUUCACACAGAGUGACAGAGAGAAAUCUGAAGGUCUCCCAGUUGCCCCAUUCAUGGAUCGGGAUAAGGUCACCAAGCCCACAGCCCAGAUUGGUUUCAUCAAGUUCGUCCUCAUACCAACAUUUGAAACGCUAAUGAAGUUAUUCCCACAGAUUGAAGAAGCUACAGUACAGCCACUGCGAGAUUCCAGGGAUCGUUACGAGGAGCUGAAGCAGAUUGAUGAUGUUAUGAACGAGUUGCGGAAGAAAACUGAAAAUAUUCCCCUUGGAUGGAAGAAGAACUAAAUGUCAUAGUGUACAACCCACAAAUACGGCUUUGGACCCACAGCUUUUGACUUGAAGAAAACGUUGGCUGCCAAUGGUGUAUAAUCUAUCAUGUGGAGUGAAGUUAUGUCAAUCUGCCCUUAACCUCCAUGGACAGUGCAUCAGAGUCUGAUCUCAAGUUGUUUCAGCAAACAGCAUCUAUGUUUUCACUGUUUGAAGCAUGUAAUUACUUUUGCACUGUACAUUUUAGAGCCCUCAUAUCUUUUUAACUGUGCUGACUCGUCAGAUUGUGUUGCUCAAAUUUUUGCUCUCUUUUUUAACACUGGAAACACAUAGUGGAAGAAUUCAAACAACUUUUCCACAAGUUAAAUAUUCAUAACAAAUAGUCCCUUGCCUGGUACUAUAUCUGGUCUUGAAUCUAUCUGGUCCAGUCCCUUUCCCCAAAUCUAACAUACAACAACAGUUAUUCAAACUCCAGGAGAAGACACUGAGUGCUGGAGUAACUCAGCGGGACGGGUAGCAUCUCAGGAGAACAUGGAUAGGCAAUGGUUGGGUCAGGGCCCUUCUUCAACUUUAGAGAUGGUCUGAAAAAGACACAAAAUGCUGCAGUAACUCAGCGGGUCAGGCGGCAUCCCUGGAGAACACGGAUGGGGGACGUUUCGGGACGGGACCCUUGUUCAGUCUGAUUAGGAUUCAGACUCCAGCGAUAAUUUGUUUGACAACACCAUUAAAUGUUUGCAAUGUCUUUCUCAUUUCUGAGAGACAGAAUCACUUGAUAACUUUAAACACAGCAAGUAAAGAGCCCAUUUUCUCUACCACCUGCAUUGAAAACAUAGCACAGUGAAACUAGCUGCUCAACUUCUAAAUAUUACAUUCAUUAAUACACUCCCUAAACCAAUACUUAAUUUAUUGAUAGUUCCUGCAAUUCAAAGAUUUUUGAGCUGAUCGGUACAGAUGGAAUUAAUGUUGAUAUAUUUACAGUAGUUUUGUUUUGAUCUUAGAUAUGACAGGCAUUUGUUCCCAGGACAUUGUUGUAGAAAGUAACACAAUAAAUGAUGUUCUAAAAGCACAAAAUGUCUUGUUCUGAACACAGGCAUCACUAUAAUUCAUACUGCACCUUCUAUAAAACAGACACCCACAUUACAGUCCACUCUCAGCUGAUGUGAGGAAGGGGAGUAAUGGAAAAACCGUUACAGUAAAUCUUGUGAUAACAGACCGCUACAUAGCGGAUUUCGGUUGCAAUGGACCAAGACUCCCCUUGCACCGCACCCCCACUUCCACUAGUUAGCCAGUGCGCUGACGUCAACUUAGCGAGCUUCCAGUUGUGUGAGCGGCGAGAGUGAGCAGCACGAA